Molecule: messenger RNA, 2226 nt
Organism: Myotis davidii
Lineage: Eukaryota; Metazoa; Chordata; Mammalia; Chiroptera; Vespertilionidae
Gene: IDH3A
Product: isocitrate dehydrogenase 3 (NAD+) alpha
Exons: 9
Biological process (GO): isocitrate metabolic process; tricarboxylic acid cycle
Cellular component (GO): mitochondrion
Molecular function (GO): NAD binding; isocitrate dehydrogenase (NAD+) activity; magnesium ion binding
Source: RefSeq, a predicted model, not a curated record
GGCGGCUGCUGGGUUCCUGGGUGGCGCUCGCCAACCCGUGCCGUUAGAGGUCAUCCUCAAGGUCACGCAGGAAGUCGGUGUCGGGAGGGGAGAGGAUCCCGGGCUCCCCAGGCGGCGGGGUGUCCCAGAUCUCAGCCCCAUUCUGCCGGCUCCCGGGUCAAGGUCACCCCACAGGUCUCUCGGCUGCUGGGGGCAUUCCACAACCCAAAACAGGUGACCAGAGGUUUUGCUGGUGGUGUUCAGACAGUGACUUUAAUUCCAGGAGAUGGCAUCGGCCCAGAAAUUUCCGCCGCCGUGAUGAAGAUUUUUGACGCCGCCAAAGCGCCCAUUCAGUGGGAGGAGCGGAGCGUCACCGCCAUUCAGGGCCCCAGCGGGAAGUGGAUGAUCCCCCCCGAAGCCAAGGAGUCCAUGGACAAGAACAAGAUGGGCCUGAAAGGUAGGCGCACGCGGGCGGAUGCGGAUAAAGCCAGCGGGGGCAGCGCCCUCAGCGCGAGCUGUGCAGCUGCCCGGUGCCCGGCCCUGCCGCACCCUCUCCAGCGAGGCCGCCUUCCUGUCUUCCAGAUCGUGGACGGGGUCGUGCAGAGCAUCAAGCUCAUCACCGAGCAGGCGAGCAAGCGCAUCGCGGAGUUCGCCUUCGAGUACGCCCGCAACAACCACCGCAGCAACGUCACCGCCGUGCACAAAGCCAACAUCAUGCGCAUGUCGGAUGGGCUCUUCCUGCAGAAGUGCAGGGAAGUUGCCGAGAACUGCAAAGACAUUAAGUUUAACGAGAUGUACCUGGACACGGUGUGUCUGAAUAUGGUCCAGGACCCGUCCCAGUUCGAUGUUCUGGUUAUGCCCAACUUGUACGGGGACAUCCUGAGCGACCUGUGUGCGGGGCUGAUUGGAGGGCUCGGCGUGACACCAAGUGGCAACAUCGGCGCCAACGGGGUCGCGAUCUUCGAGUCGGUAAGGACCCUCCGUCCUCAGAGCCUGACAAAGGACUUGGGGGGCAACGCGAAGUGCUCAGACUUCACAGAAGAAAUCUGCCAGCGAGUGAAGGAUUUAGAGUAAGGCUUCCGCCGACGUGUCCGCACCAGCCACUCCUAACGCCGCCACGUGUGCCGCCUGAGAGCACGCCCGUGUGCGCUGGGUCCCCGUCCCCGACCGAGUCCACUCCGAUCGGCCUUUUAACAACCUGAGCAGAGGAUGCAGGCGACGCCCGAGGUCUGCUCCCAAGGACUCCCCCAGUGCUCGUCUGGUUGGUCGAUGUCUUUGGUAUCUAUUUUUUGUAAACUCUAAGCGGACUGUAUCAUUUGCCAUUGUUAACCAUUUACACUUCAGUUAAAACAGUUUUCCCUCAGCUGUAAAUAUGACACAGAAUUAAUAAGAAAACAUCUAACUUUUCAGAGAAAAAGUUGUCCUUAGCUUAUGAAAAAUAUACUAGAAAUAAAACAGAAUACUGACGUAACAGCACAAGAUGACAUUCGUAUGACAUGAACGGGCACAAGAGCAAUUUCCUAGGAAGGUUGGCGUCAGACGCAGUGACUGUGGCCUAUUCCUUCAUGACACCGACAGUGAGGACAGUGGUCUUUUCUAUGAAUUAAUUACUGAGGGCGGGUAGACUUCCCAGCCAAGAAAUAGACGAGAGGUAACUGUCGUUGAACAGACACAGGUAAUAGAUCAGCUACAAAGACACAGAUGUGUUGCUGGCUCGGUGCUGUGUUACCUUGAGGUUCCCUUUCCUGAGCUCCACGGAGGGCAGGGCCGCAGUCCCCUGUCACUGGACACGCGCUGCGCACGCGGGGAACGGCUCUGCGGCCGCACUCCUGCAGCACCUCACACUGGGCCGCCCUGCUGAAAGGCUGCCCACGCUGUUCACUUCACGUUCCCACGGCCGCCCUCUCUCCUCCCCAGAGCACGGCCGCCAGGGGCGAGGGCGCAGGGCAGCAGGCGGUUGGCGUGGCUCAGCCCGACCCCUGCACCCGGCACGGUGUCUACAGCCUCAGAUGCCGAGUCGCCAUCUCCAUCAACAGGCAGCCGUGUGCCCCUGCCCCUCGUGGAUCCACGCAGACCUGUGCUUGGCAUGAGGCACCCAGGUCACGGGGGUCCCCGACACCCCUGCGGGUGCUUUUCAGGCUGGUCCCCGACUCACCGCCUUCCCUGUAUUUGCUGUGUAAGCUGCUGCCCCUGCUUUACUGGAUGCGAAUGCCGGCUCACGCUGAUUAAUAAAGAGUUCAGAGCUGA